Messenger RNA from Echinops telfairi (small Madagascar hedgehog), 2790 nucleotides. It is a transcript of the gene ANO2, whose product is annotated as anoctamin 2. The annotation marks the transcript as partial. NCBI's taxonomy places the organism in Eukaryota, Metazoa, Chordata, Mammalia, Afrosoricida, Tenrecidae. Gene Ontology annotation, biological process: chloride transmembrane transport. Gene Ontology annotation, molecular function: protein dimerization activity; chloride channel activity. The record is from RefSeq and is a predicted model, not a curated record. The transcript has 26 exons. Gene Ontology annotation, cellular component: plasma membrane.
GAGAUCCCCUUCCUCCCUGGCUCCCCACGCCGGCUGAGCCCUCAGGCAGGAGCCAGCGGCGGCCUGAGGCCCAAGCACGGACAGCAAUAUCUCAAGGUGCAGGCAUCUAGAACCCCAGGACCGCGGGGUAGCAGUUCCCACCGAGAUGCUGGCCAGCUUCCCCGGGUGGACAGCUCACACGGCAGCUCUGUCAUCAACAAUUACCUGGAUGCCAACGAGCCCCUGUCCUCCGAGGCCCGGAUGAGCCGAAUGCACUUCUACGACAACCAGAGGAAGGUCGACUACGUGCUCGCUUAUCACUACCGGAAACGUGGGGCGCACACUGGCCACGGCUCCCCCGGCCAUGCACUCGCUAUUGUCUCCAAUGGGGAGACGGGCAAGGACCCCCAUGCUGGCGACAUUGAGCUGGGGCCGCUCGAUGCCCAGGAGGAGGAGAGGAAGGAGCAGCGGGAGGAGUUUGAGCACAACCUGAUGGAGGCCGGGCUGGAGCUGGAGAAGGAUGUGGAGAGUAAAAGCCAGGGAUCCAUCUUUGUCCGGAUUCACGCCCCGUGGCAGGUGCUGACCAGAGAGGCGGAAUUCUUGAAGAUCAAAGUUCCCACCAAGAAAGAAAUGUAUGAGAUCAAAGCAGAAGGCACCAUCGCAAAGAAGUUCAACGAGAUCCUGCAGAAACUCAGCUCACCUCUGCAGCCCAGAGUCCCAGAGCACAGCAAUAAUAGGAUGAAAAACCUCUCCUAUCCAUUCUCCAGGGAGAAAAUAUACCUGUACAACAUCCAAGAUAAGGACACCUUCUUCGACAAUGCCACCCGCAGCCGCAUUGUGCACGAGAUUCUGAAGCGCACGGCCUGUUCCCGAGCGAACAAUACGAUGGGUAUUAACUCUCUGAUAGCGAACAAUGUCUAUGCGGCUGCCUACCCUCUUCAUGAUGGUGAAUAUGACAGUCCCGGGGACGACAUGAACGACAGAAAGCUGCUGUAUCAAGAAUGGGCACGUUAUGGAGUGUUUUAUAAGUUUCAACCUAUUGACCUCAUCAGAAAGUAUUUUGGAGAAAAAAUUGGACUGUAUUUUGCCUGGCUUGGAUUAUAUACCUAUUUCCUCAUCCCAUCUUCUGUCAUUGGAGUGAUUGUGUUUCUCUAUGGAUGUGCUACUAUCGAAGAAGAUAUUCCCAGCAAAGAGAUGUGUGACCAGCAAAAUGCCUUCACCAUGUGUCCCCUGUGUGACAAAUCCUGUGACUAUUGGAACCUCAGCACAGCCUGUGGAACAGCACGGGCUAGCCAUCUGUUUGACAACCCUGCAACGGUCUUCUUCUCAGUGUUCAGACACCAUUGGGCAACCAUGUUUCUUGAGAAUUGGAAGAGACUACAGAUGCGACUGGGCUACUUCUGGGACCUGACCGGGAUAGAAGAGGAAGAAGAGCGUGCCCAGGAGCAUUCCCGGCCUGAGUACGAAACCAAGGUUCGAGAGAAAAUGCUAAAGGAGAGUGACAAGUCAGUCGUCCAGAAGUUGGAAACCGAUAGGACUGAGAGUGAUGACGAGGAUGAUGACGAUAAGCUGAGCUGGAAAGACCGUUUCCCAGGCUACUUGAUGAACUUUGCUUCCAUCUUGUUCAUGGUUCCCAAAACAGAACAGGCUUUUGAGGAGCGCCUGAUACUCAAAGCGUUCUUGCUGAAGUUUGUCAAUGCCUACUCCCCCAUCUUCUAUGUGGCCUUUUUCAAAGGGAGGUUUGUGGGCAGGCCUGGGAGCUAUGUCUAUGUGUUCGAUGGUUACCGAAUGGAAGAGUGUGCUCCAGGGGGCUGCCUGAUGGAGCUCUGCAUUCAACUCAGCAUCAUCAUGUUGGGGAAGCAGCUGAUCCAGAACAACAUCUUUGAGAUUGGAGUCCCGAAGCUAAAGAAACUCUUUCGGAAACUGAAAGAUGAGACAGAACCCGGAGAAACGGACUCUGCUCAGUCAAAACAUCCCGAGCAGUGGGACCUAGACCACAGCUUGGAACCGUACACUGGACUGACUCCCGAGUACAUGGAAAUGAUCAUCCAGUUUGGCUUUGUCACCCUCUUCGUGGCCUCCUUUCCUCUGGCUCCUGUGUUUGCCCUCCUCAACAACGUCAUCGAAGUGCGGCUGGAUGCAAAGAAAUUUGUCACCGAGCUAAGACGGCCGGAUGCUGUGAGAACCAAAGAUAUCGGAAUUUGGUUUGACAUUCUUUCCGGAAUCGGCAAGUUCUCCGUUAUCAUCAACGCCUUCGUCAUUGCCGUCACCUCGGACUUCAUCCCCCGCCUCGUGUACCAGUACUCCUACAGUCACAACGGGACGCUGCACGGCUUCAUCAACCACACCCUGUCCUUCUUCAAUGUCAGCCAGCUGAAAGAGGGGACGCAGCCAGAAAACUCACAGUUCGAGCAGGAGGUUCACUUCUGCAGGUUUAAGGAUUACCGAGAGCCGCCCUGGGCCACCAACGCAUAUGAGUUUUCCAAACAGUACUGGGCCGUUCUGUCUGCCCGGCUAGCUUUUGUCAUCAUCUUUCAGAACCUUGUGAUGUUCCUGAGCGUGCUGGUGGACUGGAUGAUCCCAGACAUCCCCACGGACAUCAGCGACCAAAUCAAGAAAGAGAAGAGUUUGUUGGUGGACUUCUUCCUGAAGGAGGAGCAUGAGAAGGUGAAGCUGAUGGACAACCGAGCCCCGAGGAGCCAGGGCGGGGAGGAUCGCAGCAGGCGCAGCCGGAUGGCCAGUUCAGCCCGCUCCGGCUGCAGCCUGCCAGGCAGUGCCGCAUCGAGGGGUUCUCAGCACACCAACGUGUGA